AUGGCGCUGCCGAAAUGGCUUACGGCCCAUGCCAAGUUGGUUUAUGUCUCAAGGUCCUCCAAGAAGGAGAUGGACGUGGUGGUCAAGCGCAUCUCCAACUCACAAAAAACAGUGUGCAUUGUCUUCGCCAAAGAUGGUGACUUGUUCGCAGCAAACUCCACCGACUUCACCUGUGUUAGCAUGGUCUUUGUGUUGGCAUGGGCUCAAGGCAAGACAGAGAUGCAGGUGCCCUUCGAUCAGAUUCUGAGCAAAUCUAAUCCUUUGAAGCUGCCGGACGUGUCAGCCGUUGAGGCCGUUUUUUCUUUUUUUUUUGUGGCCAGGCAUGGGCAAAAUCUCUGA
Molecule: messenger RNA, 339 nt
Organism: Durusdinium trenchii
Lineage: Eukaryota; Dinophyceae; Suessiales; Symbiodiniaceae
Source: the annotation of a GenBank genome assembly